AUGAAGCAGAAGAAUAUUGUGGUGAUAGGCGCGGGCGUUGCCGGUUUGACAACGGCCUUUCUCUUGUCCAAGAGAUCCGGCUACAAGAUUGUGGUAGCGGCCAAGCAUAUGCCAGGUGACUAUGAUAUUGAAUAUGCUUCUCCGUGGGCUGGAGCCAAUUAUAUGCCUGUGGGAGUGCGCGGAACUCAGGCAGCGGAGUGGGAAAAGGCCACUUGGGGCCCAUUAGAAAACCUCGCGAAGAAUAACCCUGAUGCCGCCCGCCCUGCUGACGGAGAAACGGAAGACUGCGAGAUACGGAGUCGUUCUAAGGACCUCGGAUCGGCGACAGCAGACUGGUUUUCCGAGUUACUGUCUCCUAACCCGUGGUUCAAGGACGUUGUCCCAAAUGUCAAGUUCCGUGUUAUCCCUAGCGAUCAGCUAGCACCAGGGAUCGACUCUGCCACUUCUUUUACUUCUGUUUGUAUUAACACCGCGAUUUAUUUGCCGUGGCUGGUAUCCCAGUGUCUCAAAAAUGGCGUCAUUUUCAAACGCAAGGUUUUCAAGCACAUUUUGGACACCACUAAGCCCGACGUACACCCAUCUGGUCAAACUGAUCUGGUCAUCAAUUGUACAGGCCUGAUGGCAUCGCAACUCGGUGGUGUUGAAGACAAGUCCGUCUUUCCUGCUCGUGGACAGAUUGUAAUCGUUCGCAACGAGACUGGAGGGAAAAUGCUUGAUGUCUCCGGUACAGAUGACGCAGAUGAUGAGGCGUGUUAUAUUAUGACGAGAGCAGCCGGCGGGGGAACAAUUUUGGGUGGCUCUUAUCAGAAGGGGAAUUGUGAGUCACAAUUCGACCCAAAUUUGGCAAACAGGAUCAUGAGGAGAGCCAUCGACAUGUGCCCUGAACUUACCCGUGGAAGAAAAGGAAUCGAGCAGUUGGAUAUUGUCAGGCAUGCCGUCGGAUUACGACCAGUGCGUGAAGGUGGAACACGAGUCGAGAGAGAGCGGCUUGAGAAUAUAUGGGUGGUGCACAACUAUGGACAUGGAGGUGCUGGAUAUCAAUCGUCCUACGGCUGCGCGGAAACUGCAAUCGACUUGGUCGAGGAGGCUUUUCAAAAACUAGCACAUUUAUAA
Talaromyces rugulosus is the source of this 1113-nucleotide messenger RNA. RefSeq lists its product as uncharacterized. NCBI's taxonomy places the organism in Eukaryota, Fungi, Ascomycota, Eurotiomycetes, Eurotiales, Trichocomaceae. The record is from RefSeq and is a predicted model, not a curated record. The transcript has 5 exons. Bases 1 to 1113 code for a protein of 370 amino acids. Gene Ontology annotation, molecular function: D-amino-acid oxidase activity; FAD binding.